GCUAAAGUAGGAAAACGCCGCCGCGGACCCGCUGGGUGGAAACUGGACCCGAACUUCCAACCUGCACCAGGUGAGUUCACGACAAGUCCAUCCUGCGUGACGUCAGAAGAGCGAGGAGCCCGUCCUGGUCCAGCAGAACCAGCAGAACCGGCAGAACCAGCAGCAGUGCCGGAUUAAACCUAACUCGCCAACAGAACCGGUCCAGGCAGGAACUUCUCUCGGCUCCAGGAGUCCAGAUGGGGGGCCAGGUGUCGGUACCGGACGGGGUCCAUGUGGUGGUGGUGGGCGGAGGCUUCGGGGGCAUCGGCGCCGCCCAGCAGCUGCGGUCCGCGGGCCUCAGCUUCACCCUACUGGACCAGCGGGACGCCUUCCACCACAACGUGGCGGCGCUGAGAGCCUCGGUUCAGCCCGGCUUCGCCAGGAGGACCUUCAUCCCGUACGCCGACACGUUCGGAACCAGCUUCGUCCAGGGCCGGGUGGAGCGAGUGGACCCGGACAGGCAGGUGGUGGUUCUGCAGGGAGGCAGGGAAGUCCAGUACUCCCACCUGAUCCUGUGUACCGGUACCGACGGGCCGUUCCCGGGGAAGUUCACCAGGGAGGCGUCGCUGCAGGCCGCCGUCCAGAUGUACGAGGACUUCAUCCAACAGGUCCAGCUGGCCGACUCGGUUCUGGUGGUCGGCGGCGGGGGAACGGGUGUAGAGAUGGCUGCUGAGAUCAAGACCGAGUAUCCAGACAAGAAGGUGGUUCUGAUCCACUCUAAAGUGGGCCUGGCCGACCCGCAGCUGGUCCACAGCGUCAGGCAGCAGGCCAAGGAGGUUCUGCUGGAGAAAGGAGUGGAGCUGCUGCUGGGCCAGAAGGUGUCCAACCUGUCGGACCUGCAGCUCAACGUGACCCAGAAGAACUUGGAGGUCAGAACCGAUAAAGGAGAAACUCUGACCACCGACCUGAUCGUCUGCUGCACCGGCCUCAGAGUCAACGCUGCCGCCUACCGAGACGCCUUCUCUGCCAGCAUGGCUGAGAACGGCGCUCUGAAGGUCAACGACCACCUGCAGGUCCAAGGUUUCUCCAACGUCUUCGCUGUGGGGGACUGUGCCGACCUGCAGGAACCCAAGCUGGCGUACCACGCCGGCCUCCACGCCUCCGUCGCCGUCACCAACAUCAUCAACAGCGUGAGCGGGAAGCAGCUGACCACGUACCAACCAGGUAGCGUCACCAUGCUGCUGGCCAUGGGCCGGGACGACGGCGUGGGCCAGUUCAACGGCUUCAGGCUUCCUCGCUGGCUGGUGGCUCUGGGGAAGAGCCGCGACCUGCUGCUGUGGAAGAGCUGGAGGGAGAUGCAGCAGACGCAGCCGCUGUGAUGAACACCGGCCGCAGUGAUCAUCAUCAGCAGCCGCAGUGAUCAUCAUCAUCUCCAGCCGCAGUGAUCUCUGAUGCUGGAGCUCCACAUCAUCACCAAGCGCCUCGCUCCAUCACUAAGCCAACUCUGACUAUUAAACCUCCACAUAGAAACUGACUAAAACAAGAACAUGAAACUAUUUGCACAGAACUAAAUGCCAGCUGUAGUUUUACUGUUACCUUUGAGACCAGUUUGAUCCAGCUGGGAGGUUCUGCAUGUUCUAGAUGAACGUCUUCUAGAACAUGCAGAACCUCAUAAACGUUGGUAAAGCUGCUGAGAGCGCCCCCUGUCUGUUUGGGAGACACCUGAAGGAGAACCAGGUUCCCUCCACAGAUCAGGAAGCUCUGAGUUUUAUCUUUGUCUCUGGUGAACAGAACCUCCAGAACCUGCAGGUUCCACGUGAACCUCUGAUGCAUUUAACUCCUGCGUUUGUAUUCUGCUGCCAUAAUGAGCUCUGAACAUAGAAAGUGCUUUGUAAGAUUUCUUAUGAAUAAAUUGAACAUAUAAAAGGUGAAA
Messenger RNA from Fundulus heteroclitus (mummichog), 1912 nucleotides. RefSeq names its product apoptosis inducing factor mitochondria associated 2 (gene aifm2). Gene Ontology annotation, molecular function: electron-transferring-flavoprotein dehydrogenase activity; flavin adenine dinucleotide binding. The transcript has 11 exons. Gene Ontology annotation, cellular component: mitochondrion; cytoplasm. NCBI's taxonomy places the organism in Eukaryota, Metazoa, Chordata, Actinopteri, Cyprinodontiformes, Fundulidae. The record is from RefSeq and is a predicted model, not a curated record. Gene Ontology annotation, biological process: apoptotic mitochondrial changes; positive regulation of apoptotic process. The coding region runs from base 237 to 1358 and encodes 373 amino acids.